AUGUCGACUUGUCAAGCUGUCAUUUUAUUCCUUCAAGAUUGUCAUAAAUCAAAUUCAAAACCACAAGCUUUGCUUUCGGGAACUCUAAGAACAUAUCAAAGAGCGGGCUGUGAUCACGAGUAUGUACAAUUAAACUGUCCUCGAGGCACAACAAUCUCCAUCGAGUUCGCACAAUACGGAAAAUAUGGAGGCGACUCUAACGAUGGCCUUUGCCCAGAUACGACAGAAAAUACACAAAAAGAUGGAAACGUUAUUAACUCUGGAACUGAAAUAGAAAUUAAAACCCCAGAAAGAUGUAUGUGGCCGUCAGCAUUGCAAGUAAGUUAUUGA
Clunio marinus is the source of this 330-nucleotide messenger RNA. NCBI's taxonomy places the organism in Eukaryota, Metazoa, Arthropoda, Insecta, Diptera, Chironomidae. The record is from the annotation of a GenBank genome assembly.